AUGGAUUGCUCCCUCCAGGAGCUGAGCACGUCCGAGUGUCAUUUCCUUAACGGCACGGAGAAGGUGAGGCUCGUGGAGAGGCACAUCUACAACCGGGUGGAGGACGUGAGGUUCGACAGCGACAUUGGGGCGCACGUGGCUUGGGGAGAAGUGUGCUCGGGCUGGAAUAGCGACCCGGAUAUAAUGGAGUACAAACGGGCUUUGGUCGACACGUUCUGCCGGCACAACUACGAGAUCGUCACCCCGUUCGCCGUGGAGACCAGAGUGCCCCCCAGCGUGUCCAUCUCGCUGAUGCCCUCGAGCUCCCAGCCCGGCCCCGACCGCCUGCUCUGCUCCGUGAUGGAUUUCUACCCUGCCCAGAUCCAGGUCAGGUGGUUCCAGGGCCAGCAGGAGCUCUCGGAGCACGUGGUGGCCACCGACGUGGUGGCCAACGGCGACUGGACCUACCAGCUGCUGGUGCUGCUGGAAACGCCGCCCCGGCGCGGGCUCAGCUACACGUGCCAGGUGGAGCACGUCAGCCUGGAGCAGCCGCUGAGACAGCGCUGGGGUACGGGGGAGGCACUGGGGGGCUGCCAGAGACUUGUUUUCUACACUGAUAUCCAGGAAUGUGCAUUAAAUCUCUCACUGAGGUAA
This is a messenger RNA of Ficedula albicollis (Collared flycatcher), 633 nucleotides long. Its product is annotated as class II histocompatibility antigen, B-L beta chain-like. NCBI's taxonomy places the organism in Eukaryota, Metazoa, Chordata, Aves, Passeriformes, Muscicapidae. The record is from RefSeq and is a predicted model, not a curated record. Gene Ontology annotation, cellular component: membrane; MHC class II protein complex. Gene Ontology annotation, biological process: positive regulation of T cell activation; immune response; antigen processing and presentation of exogenous peptide antigen via MHC class II. Gene Ontology annotation, molecular function: MHC class II protein complex binding.